Messenger RNA from Colletotrichum navitas, 2496 nucleotides. RefSeq lists its product as uncharacterized. Gene Ontology annotation, biological process: regulation of DNA-templated transcription. Bases 1 to 2496 code for a protein of 831 amino acids. The transcript has 2 exons. Gene Ontology annotation, molecular function: DNA-binding transcription factor activity, RNA polymerase II-specific; zinc ion binding. The record is from RefSeq and is a predicted model, not a curated record. NCBI's taxonomy places the organism in Eukaryota, Fungi, Ascomycota, Sordariomycetes, Glomerellales, Glomerellaceae.
AUGAACGUUAACUUUGAUUCGAGUGGAGGCGACGGCCUCUUGGACCUCUCCUCCUUCGACCAGCGGGACCGGUUUUCCUACGCCUCGCAAAUCCCUUCGUCCCAGAAUAGCCCCCAGAGCAUCACAAACAUGCCCGCUCAGAGGAUCUGGCCCAUCCCUUUGGAUAUGUCCUCCAAUGUCGCAGCCUCGAGUCCUCCCGAGGAUCAGCAAGCCCAUUCGCCCUCACAUAGCUCAUCACCUCUGACCCAGCACUCUCACCAUUCGCCGUAUCAGCAACCCGUCAACUCGCUGACCGACUGGGCCCUUCAACAGCACCAGCAUCAACAACAGCAGACGCCUCAUGGAUUGCCCGACUACUCCCAGUUCGUCCCCGACGCCUAUAUGCCCGUCACAUACAACCCGUAUGCCCCUGGCUUCCAGACAAAUCCCAUUGACUUCCUUCCCGCGACGACGCAAGCGCUGCAGGCGGCAAAUUUCCAACUCGCAUCUGCAUUCAACACCAUGCCGCCCAUGGAUGAGACUGUUCCCGCCAUGAACUGGAACUUGGGGAUGGAGAGCUGGCACGACAUCCAGGCUGCCGCCUCGGCUCUUCAGAUCGAGGGGCUCUCACAUAGCAUCGGCAGCAACUCGCCGACCGGCACUUUCCUCGAGGUCCUGUCUCUGCCCAGCUCCAGCAACGGUGAGGGGUGGUCAAUGGUCGUCGAGCAGGGUUCCGGAGCAGGAUUCGACCACUUCCAGCAGGCCCAGCCCAACGCCGCCAUCUUCAACCCCGGCCAGACGCUGCACCUAAGAACCAACUCGGACUCGUCGGACGGCGCCAAUUCAUUUGAGCUUGGCAGCUACGAGGAGAUCGCCCCGUUCCCCAUCUCGCCCUUCUCACCCGAGUCCGAUGGAUACGUCGAUGCUGGAUCGCAUCGCAACUGCUUCGGAGACAACCACAGCCAUAACCACGGCCACGGCCACGCCCACAACCACGCUCAUGCUCAUGCCCAUGCCCACGCUCAUGCUCACAACCACGACACAGCCAGCCCCGCAGCGGCCGUUCCUCCCAUGGCGAUCAAGAGCUCGACCACGCCCCCCCGGCCUACGCCCGCCAGCGGCUCCGGUGCCACAUCUCCCCCCAUCCUUACGACCGCUCGGAGAAACUCGGGUCAAAGGCGAAGCCCCGUUACCGGCAAGGCUACCAAGGCUGUCAUCCGCCGCACUUCAACCGGCAAGAAGGACGGCACCGAGGUGAAGAAGGUUGGCCGCAGGAAAGGCCCCCUUCUUCCCGAACAGCGUAAGCAGGCCAGCGAGAUCAGAAAGCUCCGUGCCUGCCUGCGCUGCAAGUUCCUGAAGAAGACCUGCGAUAAGGGCGAGCCGUGUGCUGGUUGCCAGCCGUCUCACGCUAGACUCUGGCAGGUUCCUUGCACCCGCAUCGAUAUCAAGGACAUUGGCUACUUCAUGAAGGACUGGAAGGCCGACUACGAGCGCCAUCUCGGUCGCGGUGUCUCGGUCUACAACGUCAAGGGCUUCGCCCAGAACGAGACAAUCAUGUGGAUCACUCACGGCUACGGCUUUGCCCUCCCCGUCUACGUCCGCGAGGUUUACGUCGCGGACGAGAGCUGCUUCCAGGUUGACUGGGUUGAGUCUUGCCUGACCGACCAGGAGCCCAUCGACUUCGAGCUCCGCACCGAGAGACUUGAUGUCGGUGCCAAGGGCGUUUCCGUUGAGGCUCUGUCCGACUACCUUGACAAGCACAUCGAUGGUGGCUUCGAGGACUUCAUUGAGGACCACUUUGAGGGCACGCCCUUCAUCACAGAGAUCCUCAAGACGGCUCACCGCUACUACGUCAAGGAGCGUAUGCCCGUCAUCCGCAAGGCCCUUAAGCUGGUGCUUGCCUACAACCUCACCCUGCACAUCACCAUGGUUGAGAGCCAAGGCGAGGAAAUCCCCCUUGAUGGUCAGAUUGAUGACGAGGAUUCAAAGUUCUACGGCAAGACCGUCGCCCCUGUCAUGAUCAACUUCCAGAUCAAGUGCGCCAUGGCCGACAUGUGGCGCGAGCUGCAGAAGGAGAUUCUCGAGGAGUUGUCUGCUCUGUACUCGAGCGUGUAUAGCGGAGAGCGCCUCAAGAACUGGCCCACCAUUUUCAUGCUGGCCUCCAUUCUUCUUGCCGUCUGGGAGGAGAUGCAGUUCGACUGCCACUACCGCGUCCCCGACCCGGCUGCCGUCAACAAGUUCUGCAACGACAUGGAGACUACUCCCGUCGGUGUCAUUGUUGGCCUCUUCCACGCCAUCUCCCAGAAGCUUCCAGCCUUUAUGGACUGGGACACCGCCAAGCACGGUCACCUCCUCAACAACAACGUCGCCGUCUGCGAGGCCAUGACCGAAGUUCGUCAGCAUGUCAUCAAGCACGAGGCGUACCUGCGUACUCGCCCUGACGCCAGCUUCGAUCGCAACGACUUUGACUGCUUGUCCAACAAGUUCCUGUCGAAGCUCGUCAUCCGGGCCAACUAA